Molecule: messenger RNA, 1334 nt
Organism: Paramacrobiotus metropolitanus
Lineage: Eukaryota; Metazoa; Tardigrada; Eutardigrada; Parachela; Macrobiotidae
Exons: 4
Coding region: 218-1036 (272 amino acids)
Source: RefSeq, a predicted model, not a curated record
UGUUGCAAAUGCAGGUUUGGGCCUUUUGGCUGUUGUUUCGCUUUUCGAAACACUGGUGCUCGUAGUUAUCCUCUUGCCUUGCAUAAUCCGUGCACGCACGAUUAGUUUUUUCUUUCCUGUUCUGUCUUGUUAUCGUUCACAAACAUGGUACAUUUUAAUUAGCUCGACUGAUCGAGUCCGAGUAUUUGUUUUGAGUGACAGCCUUCGAAAAUUACCAAUGGAAUUCAAAUGUGACACACCUUUGCCGCCGCAGUUUGCCAUGAAGAGCGAAAAUGAUCUCUCGUAUUUUCAUUUGUCAAUUCCGGAUGAGCUGCCUAUGCAGAUUCAUAACUUAGCCCCACUGUCACCUAGCAACCCAUUGCUUGGGGGAAAUUUGAACCUGCUGGAGGGAUUUAUAUCUGGGAUACAGAUAAGCGGAACGAGCCAUGACAGACCCGUCAUUCUCGCGGUAGCAAACGACACGCCUGGAGCGCGCAAGGUUUUAGCGUCGAAGAUUUUCAUCCCACCUUCCGAAAGCGAGGCAGAGCUGUCUAAGAUGAUCGGCAGUGACAGGCGAAAUGGCAGUCGCUGCAAACACUGUGCGGCUGAUAUGGACUGCGGCGAUUUGUCCGAUCUGCAGAACAUGCCGCAUUUGCCGACGAAGACCAAACUAUCCAUGUUGUUGAAGGACAUCCAUACUGCAAUAUCCCACCAGCACUCGUUCCACCAGGGGUCACGUAGAAAGAGAAUACGGCGCAUGCCUGAGGAUGAUGCUCUGGAUUCCGUCGUUGAUGUGGUUGAAGCAUUCGAGAUCGACAUUAAGAGAGUUCCCACCAUGGAUACUGCUGGAAUCCUCAGUAUGGUGGAGAAAUUGUUUGGAUCUGAUCAAGCGGUCUGUGAUGCCUUUCGUAAAGAGCAAAUCGAUGGAAGCAGUUUCGUCUUGUUGUCAGUGGAUAGCUUUGUCCGUCUUUUGAAAGUUCCGGUAGGAAUCGCAGUCACUUUGGACGGGAUCGCCAGAUUGAGCCGACGAGAGCACGGCAUAACUUCGCCGGUAUGAUUUUUUGCAAAUCCACAAGGAAAGUGAUUUCGGAAUCUUAUGUUACUGACGUGGUCCAGAGCAUUGCUAUGAAAACUUCGGGUGUUUUUUUCGGUCUGGACGUUAUAUAAAUAUUAGAUUUUUUGUAUUGCGGUUUUCUUGGUAUCUUUCAUUAUUAAUCUGUUGUGUUGUUGAUAUUAAGACUUGUUCUUAGGCAGUGACGGAGUACACUGUAAUUGUUAAUAAAUGCCGUCUUCAUAACUUUUUUACUGUAGUUGCUUUCGUUUUACUUGAGGAAUUAAAGAUCACCUUCAGUGUG